UCAGGAGAGGAGCCGGAUCUUUCCCAAAAAUCAGAACAAAUCCAGAGAUACCAGACGAGCUUCUGUUUCUCUUCCAGCGCCAGCACUACCUCCGUCGACGACACCUCGUACCACCUUCGUUUGCUUCUCUAGUCUCUCACGUAAGUUCUUAUUGUUCUCUAAUUUCCCAAUCUCCGUUUCCGAUCUCUCUAUCUCUCUCUCUCUCUCUCUCUCUCUCUUCCUACGGGAUUUUCUCGUUUAGUUGCUGCUUUUUUCAGUUGUGGACGUUUGGAUUUGGCGAUUCUGAUCUGUGAUAUAUAUAUAUAUAUAUAUAUAUAUUUUGAAUCUCAAUAUCCGUGGCCUGCUUGUUUUAUAUUUCUUUUGAACUUUCUCUAAAUGUUACGAGAUUGUUAACGAUCGCGAUGAGAAUGGAUCCUCCGCAAAUACGUUCAUCUGCACGUAAGUGCAGGUGAUUGGGUCUUGCUAUGAUGUGACGGUGACCCUCUCCAGUCUGGGGAUCGCCUUGCUCCUUAUCAUACGUCACAGGGAUGAAAAACGAAAUCUGCACUUUCCCAGAAAUCAUCAGUUGCCUGUUAUUUAUGUUUGUUUGUGGAUGAUCAAACCAAAAAUCCGGUUUUUCUUCCUCCACCUGAGAUCUGAUACGAGAAGACUCUGGUUCCCUUUACACCCACAUCGUAUUGCCUCGAAAUUUUCCUAUGGGGAUUUUGUAUUUGUUCAUGGCCGGUGCGGACAUGUGCAUCAACCGUUCGACAGUAUGUCGCAAUGGGAUCCCAAAACUUGGGAUGCUAUGUUCAGGGAUUAUUGUGUUGAUGCUAAGCAUAUGGAAGCUCUUUCAUUGGUUUAUCAAAGGAUGCAUUUCUCUGAGAGCUUCAGACUGGAUCACCAAGUCAUGGCAGCCCUUCUCAAGUCCUGUGCUGCUGUCUCGGCUAUUGAAUUGGGGAAGUCUUUUCAUGGGUAUACUGUUAAAUUUGGUCAUGAGGCGAGCGAGGCUGUGUCUAAGUCUCUGAUGAACAUGUAUGCCAAAUGCAGGGCCUUACAUGAUUGCCACCGAUUGUUUGUUCAAAUGAGUCGUGGUGACCCUGUCUUGUGGAACAUACUCUUAUCAGGGUAUGCUGGGUCCAGGAGGCAUGACCUUGAAGCGAUGGAGUUGUUCUAUGCAAUGCAUGUUUGGAAGGAGGAGCCUAAGCCCAACUCAAUUACUGUGGCCAUUAUCCUUCCUGUGUGUGCCCGGUCAAGAGAUUUGCAUGCUGGCAAGAGUGUCCAUGCUCAUGUGAUUAAAUCUGGAUUUGAAUCAGAGACGCUUGUUGGAAAUUCUCUAGUAUCUAUGUAUGCAAAAUGCAGUUGUUUAGGUGAUGCCUUUGUUGCAUUUCGUGGGAUUGCUUAUGAAGAUGUUGUCUCGUGGAAUGCAAUUAUAUCUGGGUAUGCGGAGAAUGGGUUCUUUGCUGAUGCAUUUGAAUUGUUCCGCCAGAUGUUGGCAGUUGAUUGUGAUCCUAAUUAUGCUACAAUUGUUAAUAUCCUUCCUGUUUGUGUUUUGCUAGAACAUGAUGGAAAGUACCGUUUUGGGGAGCAGAUUCAUGGUUAUGUGAUGCGGCGGCCCCAGUUGGUGGCAGAUAUUUCUGUAUACAAUGCUCUGGUGAGUUUCUACUCUAGGAUUGGAAGGUUGGCAGAAGCAGAAUCCAUAUUCUGUGGGAUGAAAUCAAGAGAUUUAGUUUCAUGGAAUGCCAUAAUUGCAGGAUAUGCAUCUAAUGGUGAACCUUGGAAAGCAUUGGAGUUGUUUUAUAAAUUGCUGUCAAUGGAAAUGGUGGAGCCAGAUUCUGUAACUCUUGUGACCAUACUUCCAAUUUGUGCCCAACUAUGCAAUGCACAAGAGGGGAAGAAGAUCCAUGAGUAUAUAUUCCAACAUCCUGAACUGUGUCAGGACACGGCUGUAGGUAAUGCCCUAAUAAGCUUUUAUGCAAAAUGCAACGACAUGGAAGCUGCAUUGAAGAUAUUCUCGACAAUUCCUCGGAGAGAUCUUAUAUCAUGGAACACAAUGCUUGAUGCGUAUGCAGAACGUGGAUGUGCAAUCCAGCUUGUCUAUCUUUUACACCGGAUGCUCAAGGAAGGAUUGCAACCUGACUCCAUAACUCUCUUGACCAUUCUUCGUGUUUGUGCCAAUGUUUCCAGGGAGGCAAUGGUUAAAGAAGUUCAUGGUUAUUCUAUUAGAAAGAGUUUGUUACCAUGUGACCUGGAACCAAGUGUUGGAAACAUGAUACUUGAUGCAUACACCAAAUGUGGGAACAUGGACUAUGCAUUCAAGACUUUUGAGAGUUUAUUAGGGAGGAGGAAUGUGGUCACAUGCAAUUCACUGAUCUCAGGUUUUGUUGAUUGUGGGUCCUGGGAAAAUGCAGAGAUGAUUUUUGGUAAUAUGUCAAAAACAGAUCUCACCACAUGGAAUCUGAUGGUCCGGGUUUAUGCUGAAAGUGAUUACACCACUCAGGCUCUUAGUCUAUUCCACGAGUUACAAGCUCAGGGAAUGAGACCUGAUGCUAUAAGUGUUAUGAGCCUCAUUCCAGUUUGUGCCCGUUUGGCCUCAGUCCACCUGCUCAAGCAGUGCCAUGCCUUUGUAUUAAGAUCUUGCUUUGAAGAUCUCCGCUUGAAUGGAGCUCUCUUGGAUAUGUAUGCAAAAUGUGGAUCCAUUGACUAUGCGUAUAAGUUCUUCCAGUCAUGUUCCCAGAAGGAUCUGGUUAUGUUCACAGCCAUUGUGUGCGGGUAUGCAAUGCAUGGAAUGGGAGAAGAGGCACUUAGGGUCUUCUCCGAGAUGCUUGAGUUGGGAAUAAAGCCAGACCAUGUCAUUUUUACUGCCAUUCUAUCAGCUUGCAGUCAUGCAGGCCUUGUCAAUGAAGGGUUUAAGCUUUUUGAGUCCAUAGAGAUGGUCCACGGGAUUAAACCCACCAUGGAGCACUAUUCUUGUGUGGUGGAUCUUCUUGCUCGUGGAGGACGCUUGCAAGAUGCAUAUUCCUUUGUAAAUAGUAUGCCUGUUGGAGCUAAUGCAAAUGUAUGGGGCACAUUGCUUGGUGCCUGUAGAACCCAUCAUGAGGUGGAGCUCGGGCGGGUUGUAGCAGAUCAUCUUUUUGAGGUCGAGGCUGGCGAUAUUGGGAACUAUGUACUAUUGUCAAACAUAUAUGCAGCAGAUGCUAGAUGGGAUGGGGUCAACAAGGUAAGAAGAUUGAUGAAGAUGAGAGAUCUAAGGAAGCCAGCUGGAUGUAGCUGGAUUGAAGUCCAGAGAAAGAUGAAUGUUUUUGUAGCUGGAGAUUUCUCUCAUCCACAAAGAAGCCUCAUUUACAAUAUGUUAAGCACAUUGGACCAACAGAUUAAAGAGCCAUGUUGCAGUAGUGAAAACAUCGUGGGUGUCAAUUAAGUAUGAAAUAAGAUUCAGUACCCCAUAUAGGGAAGAACCUCAUGCAAGGUUCCAAAACAGAAUUAGUACUCCCAGUGAAAGAGGAUGCUUUCAAGCAAACUGAAAGCUCAUUGAGAACAGAGCUGUGAAUUAGAAGAUUUGAAGUAAACAUAGGGUAGACUCAGAGGAUAUUCUUAUAGUCACAUGGAGCAUAACAAAUGCUAGCCUUGAUGGAUUUUUAUUUAUGGUUUCACCUCCAUCAUUUAUGAGAUGGUAUCUUCACUUUCAACUUGUGAGAAUUAACCAUUACAUCACCCGCUACUUCCUUUAUUUUACUGGGAAAAGUCAGAUAGGAUUAUAAGAUCAAAAUUUGGUUUCCACUUUUAGUUGACAAAUCCUACUGACCUUGGAUAGGAUGGGCAGUGAAUGGUAAAAAAGUUGAGGCUUGGGAUUAGCCAACUUCAUAUUUUGUAAUGGAGAUCAACUAAUUAAACUAAUUAAGUUGCAAACUCUGAAUAAUGUAUAUGACCCCCCAAAAAAUGAUAAAAGUUCUUAUUUUAUUUUUAA
Molecule: messenger RNA, 3946 nt
Organism: Macadamia integrifolia
Lineage: Eukaryota; Viridiplantae; Streptophyta; Magnoliopsida; Proteales; Proteaceae
Product: putative pentatricopeptide repeat-containing protein At5g08490
Exons: 1
Coding region: 593-3400 (935 amino acids)
Biological process (GO): RNA modification
Molecular function (GO): RNA binding; protein binding
Source: RefSeq, a predicted model, not a curated record